GAUAAACGAGGAUAAAUCUAUCGUAGCUCCUUCUCGGCAAUGAUAGAAUGGAAAGAGAGUAGGGGCUAUUCGGCUGAUGGAAAGAAAGAGAGACGGAGAAAGGCCCUGAGGAGAGUAGUCGCAACCUGUACCGCUCGGAAGACUUCAGUCACUGAUCGGGUGUACGAACAGCCGGUCGUACCUGAACUUACAGAAUUCUCGAGAAACGAAAUUUCUCUUUUCCUAUUUUUCUUUUUCUUUUUCUUUCUCUUUGUUUAACCGUGUUUCGAUCAACCACGUAACACAGUGAGUGACAUUCCAUCGGUGAAGUGCUCGUUUGGUAGAAGUUAGCUAUGUGAUAAUCACACGGAAGCACGGAAGAAUAGUUGACCUGCUGAGAUUAUUAUUCAGAAGAAGUCGCUCAAAACUAAUCUUAAAUCUUCCAUAGAAAUCAUCCACUAAUUUUAAUAAACUGAAACCUUUGAUACAUAAGUGCGUCGUAUAAUCGAUAAAAGGAAUAGCAGACUGGAAAAAGUGUAGAGAUUAUCGGUAAAUUUUGAAGUAAAAGCUUCGCAGUGGCUUAGAAGAUUAAUGAAACAGAAGAGGAUCGCGUUCAAGUAACAUUCAUGAUAUAUUUACAAAACGUCGUUGGAUCGAGAAGGAAGAGGUGUAUACGAGAGUGUGAUGUAUGAAAACGUAAUAGAUCAUUGAAUAAAGAAGCAUGGAGACUGCUACGAUUACUCUCGACUCGACGGUCAGAAGUCAGGAUUCGAGUAAUUCGAAGAACUCGAAGGAUUCGACCGCGUCCGAUUCGAAACCGGAGAGUUGCCUGGAAUCGAAACACUCGAAGGAGAUUCUGAUAAGUGAGAAACAACAACGACAACAACAGCACCAACCGCACACGCAGCAACAGUACGAGGAUCGAGAGAAACUUAGGGCUUCAGAGGCGAAAGAUGAGCUGAACAUUCUUAUGUUCACCUCCUGCGGGCAAUUGCUACUUGGUAUAGUUCUUAUAGUAUUUGGUAUCCUGGUGUUGGUACACGGCGCCUCGUUGGGAGGUACCGGUGCAGGACUAUGGGCAGGCAUGGGUGCCCUUGUCGCGGGAGCGUUGGGUGUCGUCGCUACGCUGGCGACGUCGUCGAGCAAAAGGAAUUCCAGCUUUUCGACGGCUCACCUUGCGGCCAGUCUGAUCGCCCUUGCCCUUUCGAACAUGGCCACGAUCACAGCCUUGACCGCCAUCGUUAGGGACUCGCAGAGGACACCGGAAGUGACCUUGCUCACUGUUCCGGGUGAAGAUGAAGACGUAGAUCGAGAGAGUGACUGGGGAGGUCUACUGGCUAGCAUCGGGCUACUGGUGACCAGCGUCGCUGAACUGUUAGUUUCUGGCUACAGCUGUCUGACCUUGACCCCGAAAUUAUGCGGGUGUCUUAGGACGAGCAACGGCGAAGAUGGAAACGUCGACGGUCGACUGAAGACCCGCAACAUGGUGCAUCAAUGGGUCACGGCUCAAAGCCACGUGCCAAAGAGCCAGCCAAUUUACGUGGUGCAGCCGAUGCUACCGAUGCACCCGAUCAUUCAGGCACCUUACGCAAUGCCCGGUGCUCCUGCUAAGUUUCCUGGAGGAUUCAUGCCUGCUGGACCCAUGCCAAUAACUGCUCCCCCUUAUGGUGCUGUUCCUGUGCUUCCACACAUGGCAUACGGUGGACGUCCUCCAUCACAAAUGAUUCGACCAAAGCACAGGCGCCAUCCGAGUGUGGAACACGAAGACACGAUAGAAAGAAAGAGACAUAAUAAUGAAGGAAAGGCGGAACAUCCAAAGAGAAUGUCCUCCAUAGGAGAAGACCAAGUAGAUUUAGCUCAAACAUACACGGGAUUAGAUAAGAAAAUUUCUGAAGAGUUCAUUUCGAUUGCCAUGGAUCCUGAAAGAAAGUCAAAAGCUUCCAGUAGUCAUGAUAGUGAUAUUGGAGUCUCGAAAACCAGCUAAAUAUUAGAAAUUUCUUUUUUUCUAGGCAUAUUAUGUUACUACUCGGUCUACAGCUGUGUUCUCGCGUACGGCUUCAAAUCGAAGGAGAAAAGUUAUUUAGUUGUUUAAUUGUCAACGCUUCCAGUAUUUCAUUCAACUUCAACCUGGUUUGUUAUUCUUCAAGGCCAUUGAAUGCUUAUCAUCUUAAAUGUUGAAGGUAUGUGUGUUACAUUAUGAUGGGGUGUUCAUGGGUAUAAAUAUGUUGCUAUAAUAAUAAUAAUUUCUAAUUAUUAAAAGAGUGGCUAUGUAUUUAUGUUUUAUAGCAACUGCUAUGUACCUUGUAAAAAAUAUAGAAAAUAUACCCACUAAAAGAGA
This is a messenger RNA of Osmia bicornis bicornis, 2317 nucleotides long. RefSeq lists its product as uncharacterized. The transcript has 6 exons. NCBI's taxonomy places the organism in Eukaryota, Metazoa, Arthropoda, Insecta, Hymenoptera, Megachilidae. The record is from RefSeq and is a predicted model, not a curated record. The coding region runs from base 701 to 1963 and encodes 420 amino acids.